Molecule: messenger RNA, 1692 nt
Organism: Hydra vulgaris (swiftwater hydra)
Lineage: Eukaryota; Metazoa; Cnidaria; Hydrozoa; Anthoathecata; Hydridae
Source: RefSeq, a predicted model, not a curated record
AUGGAGACCGAAAGACUUCUCAAAGAACAAGAAAAAAACUUCGCAAAAAUAACAAGCGCAAAUAUGAAGAUUUUUACUGAAAGGUUGGAUAAAUUAGAACUCGAUCUAUCUACAAACAAAAUAAAAACUUCUAAUAUCGAAAAGGACGUAGAAGAAAUAAAAGAGAGUCUUAACUUCCAAGAAGAGUUAACUAAACAAAAGAUUGCAGAAAUAAAUAAACGGACAGAAAGUGAAAUUAAACAUCUUUAUGAGCAGAAACGUUUUGAAUCUAUAAAAGAAACAAAUGCCAUUAAAAACAUAAGUGAGAAACUGGUUGAUCUCGAAAAUCGUUCACGAAGAAACAACCUGAGGAUUGAAGGUGUAAAUGAAUUACCUGGUGAAACCUGGAAUGACUGUGAAAAAAUUGUGAAAGAUAUCUUUUCAAAAAAAUUAAAAAUCCCGAACGAAAUAAUAAUUGAACGAGCUCAUCGUUCAGGUCCAAAAAAAGUAGAUUUUGCUAAAGAAACAAUCGAAACGCGAAAAAGACUCUGGGGUGAAGUAUUAAACUUACGUAAAGAAGAUUGCAUCUUAAAUGAAUUCUCAGAUCCCGACACUAACUAUUAUUGUGAUUUGCUCAGUGAUUGUUCAUAUUAUUAUCCAAGUGAAUUAGCAGAGUUUCUUUUGAAGGAUAAUGUAAAAGCAAGCGAUAAAAUUAAAAUUCUUCACGUAAAUAUUAGAAGCUUAAAUCGCAAUUUUGAAAAUCUACUUAAUUUAUUAGAAGAAACUAAAAAUAUUUUUGAUAUACUUUGCUUAACAGAAACAUGGAUAACUAUAAAUGACCUAAAAAAUAGUUCAAAUUUUAACCUUCCUUAUUUUAAAUUAAUAUCUCAAGAUAGCUUAAUCGAUAAGUAUAAAAAUAACUCCAAACGUACAUGGGAAAUAAUAAAAGAAAUAAGCGGAAAACAAAAAGACUGCUCAGGUUUCCUUCCCCAGGUCAUCAAGGUUGAUAACAGAAUCAUCUAUGAACAAAAAGAAAUAGCUUGCGAGUUUAAUAAUUUUUUUGUUAAAAUUGGUCCUGAACUGGCCAAUAAGAUUCCAAAGACGCAGGCUAUAUUUAGUGAUUUUCUAGUACCGAUGACUGAUUGCAUUACGUCUGGAGAGUUGUCUUCUAAAUUAUCAUUUGAAGAAUUUGAAAUAGCAUUUAAAACUCUGAAAAAAAAUAAAGCUACUGGAGCAGAUGACAUUAAUUGUAAUAUAAUUCUAAACUGUUUCGAACAAUUAAAAGAUAUUCUCUUUAAAGUUUUUAGCGCAUCAAUUAAUCAAGGAAUUUUUCCUGAACAACUUAAAAUUGCAAAAAUUACCCCAAUUUUUAAAGAAGGUGAUAGGGCUAUUAUUAGCAACUACCGACCCAUUUCUAUCUUACCUAUAUUUUCAAAAAUAUUAGAAAGAAUUAUGUAUAAUAGAGUCUAUGAUUAUUUUCAAUGCAAUAACCUACUAUAUAGCAAUCAAUUUGGCUUUAAAAAGCACAACUCCACGGAACAUGCAAUCAUUCAAUUUGUACGCAAAAUUUCAAAAUCCUUUGAAAAUUCCCAAUACACACUAGGUAUCUUCAUUGACCUAUCUAAGGCUUUUGAUACAGUAGAUCACACUAUAUUACUGCAUAAGCUUAAAUAUUAUGAGAACAUUCUUGAGUUAUCAACUUUUCCUCAGUAA